AUGCGCAGCUGCAUCUGUUGGACGCCCGUAAGGCCGGGCGGACGGCGUUGCGCCUCAACGGACUCGCCGCAGAGUGAGCUGCACAUUCCCUCGCCUGAGCCUUGCGUCAACGGGACUCUUGACGGCGUCCGCGCCGGUGGUGUGUCCACUCUCAUGGGGGGGAUGAGCCCCAACGGCAUCGCCGGCCCCGCCUGCGAGCCGCGAGCGACGUUGACAGCAUCAGCGGCAGGCGAAGAGUUGGGCGGUGACCGUUGCAACGCACUCGGUGCCGCCAACGACGGGAACACUUGCAGCGCGGGGCGCAGUCUCUCGGCGGCGUACAAACAGGAAUGGAAGGAGAACAGAAAGGCUGUGGAGUGCCGUUACGCGUGUGCGUCGAUCACCUCGCCGCAGCGGGCGCCUGGGAGUCCCGAGACCUUUACGACGCCGCUCGGACUCUACACGGCGUUUUCUGGCGCUGCAGGGCCACCACUCGCGAUGGAGCAGCAGCAACCACGUGCGCGGUCGCCAUUACCAGAGAGGCCCGACGAUGGCGCGCCUGCCCCCAGCUCCUUGCGUGGAAUGCAACAGCGGCUAGCUCGACGGCUGCAGUCACCACUGCCAGACGAUGACGGUGAUAAUGACGUCAUCGUCCACUGCGCCCGCGCGGAGCUGAUGGAGUGCGGAGAGGGGCAAGAAGCUGAAGAGAGGGAUGCAGGAUGCGGCUUGGGCGCCCCGGAGUCCCGCCUUGGCGAGGGGCCGCAAGUCUCUCCCGGCGCUACUGAGAAAAACACGAUGGUUCCCGUGCCGCCGAAGAAGCAGCCCGCCGUGCGCUCACCUUCGCCGCGUUUUCUUGCGGCAUGCUCAAAUCCAUUGCAGGAGGCAGAGGCGACCGAAAGGGUGGAGCGGGGGAAGCUGUGCAGUCCUGCUGCGUGUCCGGUGCCUCACUCUUCGGGUGCCGGCCCCACGGAUGUUGCGGCUCCCGGCCACCGUCCCGCAGCGGAGGCGUGUGAGCCCCGUCGACGGCCCCCUGCCGCACCUGACGUUGAAUGGCCGCAGGAGCCAGCAGCUGACGCGCUGACGGUGGUUGACAUUGCCGUUUCCCCUGACACCAGCGCACUGGAGCUCGUCGACUGGCAUGUUCUCGUGGAGGAGUCCGUCACGCUGGACCUGACGGUGGGGUCCGAGGGGACGGAAGAGGCGCUGCCGCCGCCCGCGAGAGGAUUUGAAGGCCCUCCUUUGCCCACCACCGCAGCGUGUGGCAGGGAACACAACGUCGACAACGCACCGUCCCUCCCAACACCAACUGCAGCGGCAGAAGAGGAAGAGGAGGCAACGCGGUUGCACUCACAGUCGCCGCAACGACGGGAUGCAACGCGGCCACCGCCGUCAGCUCGUAGUGACAGUGUGGCGAGCCCAAGGUCGUGGCCCCCGUCUAUUCACCCCAUCGACAACAGUUCCUUUGAGAAAGCAUGCGAUGAGGAAGACUUUGAGGUUCUUCGGCGCGAAUCCGCGCUAAAAAGCCUGCUUGCUCGUCUUGCCGUAAACAAAGAUCAUCAUAUUCACGGUGGUGGGAGCGGCGAGGUGCGGGGCAAGGCAUCGCCUCCUCCCCCAUCCCCGCCUUCUCCUCCUCCGAGAGCAGAAGUGCGUGGGGCAUUCGUGCCCCAAGACGAGACACCGCAAUUUGAGUUGGCGCCGCUGUUGCUGGUUGUGGAGCUCUGUCGUGCGCUGCGACCCUUCGCACGGAGGCUGCUCCUCUUGCUUGUGCAGGAGAGCGGCGGCGGUGCGAGCGUCGCGUGUGAGGCCUGUGCCGAGCUGGCAAACUCUAUUUUAGAGGAGGAGGGUGUUCGUCGCGUGCGUGCGACGCGUCACCUUUGCCGCAGCAUCGCGGCCCUCGGCGGCAGCGACGCCGCGGAGGGUGACAUGCUUCCGUACUCCAUUUUUUUGACGGGAGUCCUGCAGUUGGCGGGGGACGCGUAG
Molecule: messenger RNA, 1959 nt
Organism: Trypanosoma conorhini
Lineage: Eukaryota; Euglenozoa; Kinetoplastea; Trypanosomatida; Trypanosomatidae
Exons: 1
Coding region: 1-1959 (652 amino acids)
Source: RefSeq, a predicted model, not a curated record